Messenger RNA from Suhomyces tanzawaensis NRRL Y-17324, 840 nucleotides. RefSeq lists its product as uncharacterized. Bases 1 to 840 code for a protein of 279 amino acids. The transcript has a single exon. The record is from RefSeq and is a predicted model, not a curated record. NCBI's taxonomy places the organism in Eukaryota, Fungi, Ascomycota, Pichiomycetes, Serinales, Debaryomycetaceae.
AUGUCUUGUGCUUACCUUUCUGGAGAUGCUGGAGAACAUAUAUCUUUUGUGAGUGUUGCAAGUUCUAAAUUUGUCCAUCUAUCUCCUUAUUUUGAGUCCUUGAAUCAAACUUGGGCAUCGAUCAUGAAGCAGAAGAUCCUACCAAGCAUGGAUUCAUGGCAUGGUUGGGAGCAGCUAAAGCCGCCAGGAGUCCUACCUAUCAGCAGUCAAUUAUCUAACCAUGAACUGGAAACAAGGAGUAAUGAAGCUGUCUCCGAAGGGCUUGAGCCCAAGAAAGCAAGAACGUCGGUUCGGUGCAACAAGCCCAUAGUACGUUCGGCACUAUCAAAGCUAUUCAGGUACAGCAAGACAAAAGUAGAUCCUGCUGCUGUUAUCAAGGAAGAUUCAGUUCUGUGGCAUAGCAAACCCAGUUAUAUUGAGCCCAGCAUUUAUUCAAGCCAAAUCCUACUUGAACCUUUCCUGGACAAAUUCCAGGAUGGAGACUUGGAGAACUCGGUCUUCUCACCAGAUUGCCACCGACCCCAACUCCAGGAUGUUCCUUCAAUACAAAUUGUGGAAGAAGGCACUAUUGAAACUCAGGGAAACGUCACUUCUAGUCUCAGGAAGUUCUUCUCGAUGCCUACACCCAGUAUUGGCCAUUCCCAAUCCAGCUUUUUUCAUGACGUCAGAAAAAUCGAUACAACACAAGUCAAGUCCAUUUUGUCCUCAGAGAAUAUUGAGCAAGGUGCUAUCAAUUGUAAUUUUUCUAAAAUUACUGCUCCCGACCUGCAACAUUUUGAUUCUAAUGGAAAGGGCAAAUCGGUGAGUUGUUUUAGUGCUGAGUCUGGUCUGUCAGAGUAG